AUGAUCCUUCCCGGGGUUGGUGCAUUUAAGCGCUACGUGCGCGGCAGUGGCGGGUUGCAUGAUUCACUUCCUCUCCAAGCCGUGGUGGACAUGGCUACGCUCAUACAGGAGAAUGGUAUCAAAGGGUUGAGCAAAGGCACCCAUGGAGUCGUCGCGAACCACGGCAUAUCGGCGCACAGCGUCGCCAGCCACAUGGUGCCCGAUCACGAGUACUGCGAGACGCCGCAACCGCAGGAGCCGCAGCCCUGCUCCAAAGCAGGCGGCGACGCGCCAAUGGAGGCCGCCGAGGAGGAGGAGGAGACCCCCGAAAUAGACAUCAUGAUAAACAAUGUUGUGUGCAGUUUUAGUGUUAAGUGCCACCUGAACCUGAGACAGAUCGCGUUGAACGGUGUUAACGUUGAGUUCAGACGCGAGAACGGUAUGGUUACCAUGAAGCUGCGCCGCCCGUACACCACCGCGUCGAUCUGGUCCUCCGGGCGGGUCACGUGCACGGGCGCCACCAGCGAGGACCAGGCGAAGGUCGCGGCGCGCCGGUACGCGCGCGCCCUCCAGAAGCUCGGCUUCCAAGUGCGCUUCCAGAACUUUCGCGUGGUGAACGUCCUGGGCACGUGCCGCAUGCCUUUCGGCAUAAGGAUCAUAGCAUUCUCCAAGAAGUACAAGGAAGCGGACUACGAGCCAGAGCUGCACCCGGGCGUCACUUACAAGCUCUUCAACCCAAAGGCCACGCUUAAGAUCUUUUCCACGGGAGGUGUGACAAUAACAGCUCGAAGCGUGAACGACGUGCAGUCUGCGGUGGAGCGCAUAUUCCCGCUGGUGUACGAGUUCCGCAAGCCGCGCACGCCGGCCGACGAGGAGAUGCUGCGCCAGAGGCGCGCCGCCCGCCCGCCCCCCGCCACCGCGCCCCUCACCACCGACCUCUGCCUGGUGACGCUCUCCGACGACGAGGCCAAAGCGGAGCCGGACGCCGACGCCUGGGAA
Messenger RNA from Iphiclides podalirius (scarce swallowtail), 978 nucleotides. The record is from the annotation of a GenBank genome assembly. NCBI's taxonomy places the organism in Eukaryota, Metazoa, Arthropoda, Insecta, Lepidoptera, Papilionidae.